GAAAGUUUUAGUCCAACAGUGAAUUUCGCGUUUGUUUACAUCGGCUCAAAACGCUGAGUUUGCCGUGUAGACAGCGACUCACAUUUUAUUCGUAUAAGGCCGGUGAACGACAAACACAAGCAUGGAUCACAUGCUGCCUUCCCCGGGGUUCAGCAUCCCCAGCAUCGGUACGCCGUUGCAACACUCACAGGAAGAGGAGAUGAUCCUCCCUGCUGCCCAGCAGCAACAACAGCAACAGUCUGCACAACAACACAGCCAACAGCAGCAGCAACAGCAGCAGGGUCAGCAGAUGGGACAACAGCCACAGACCUUUGGCAGUGGGUUCACGCCACACACCUUAAUGCAACCACAGACACCGAGCAUGAUGUCUCCAGCUGUGGGCGGAGGUUCCCAGGUUGGGGCUGGAAUGUUCGGUUCAGCCACAGGACCUUCCACCCCCAUAGGAGGGCCCAUGACCCCCAUGACCCCACACUCAGCUGAUCCUGGAAUUGUUCCACAGUUACAGAACAUUGUGUCAACAGUGAACCUUAGCUGCAAGUUAGAGCUGAAGAAAAUUGCACUCCAUGCUCGUAAUGCAGAAUAUAAUCCCAAACGAUUUGCUGCAGUCAUCAUGCGUAUUCGAGAACCACGGACAACAGCCCUCAUCUUCUCCUCAGGCAAAAUGGUAUGCACAGGAGCCAAGAGUGAGCAGGACUCCAGACUUGCGGCAAGAAAGUAUGCGAGAAUAGUACAAAAGCUUGGGUUCCCGGCCAAAUUCAUGGACUUCAAGAUCCAGAAUAUGGUGGGAAGCUGUGACGUUAAGUUCCCUAUCCGAUUGGAGGGUCUUGUUCUCACACACAGUCAGUUCAGCAGCUAUGAGCCAGAGCUGUUCCCAGGUUUGAUCUACCGAAUGGUCAAGCCUCGCAUUGUACUCCUCAUCUUCGUCUCAGGAAAAGUUGUGCUCACAGGUAAGUUAUUUAUGGAACAGCACAAGGUGUAUGUUCAUUUUCCUCUCAUUGUCUUUGUAACAAAUUCCAGAGGUCCCCAUGCCGUCUCACGGUGGUACACCGCGUUGGCACAUGUCCUGCCAACUGUACCCAAUGUCCGGGAAGGGACUUUGUUUACAAAAGGCAUCAAGCGAGACUCCAAGACACUGGAUAAACGUCCAGGUUUUCGCUUUCCUAGAGCAAUGACUGGCAGUAUCAAGGACUUGAGACACGCAGCUUGGUCCUUCUCAUAG
Penaeus monodon (black tiger shrimp) is the source of this 1219-nucleotide messenger RNA. RefSeq names its product TATA-box-binding protein-like. The record is from RefSeq and is a predicted model, not a curated record. Gene Ontology annotation, molecular function: DNA binding; RNA polymerase II general transcription initiation factor activity. The transcript has 8 exons. The coding region runs from base 122 to 1219 and encodes 365 amino acids. Gene Ontology annotation, biological process: DNA-templated transcription initiation. NCBI's taxonomy places the organism in Eukaryota, Metazoa, Arthropoda, Malacostraca, Decapoda, Penaeidae.